Messenger RNA from Endocarpon pusillum Z07020, 1290 nucleotides. RefSeq lists its product as uncharacterized. The record is from RefSeq and is a predicted model, not a curated record. The transcript has 4 exons. The coding region runs from base 1 to 1290 and encodes 429 amino acids. NCBI's taxonomy places the organism in Eukaryota, Fungi, Ascomycota, Eurotiomycetes, Verrucariales, Verrucariaceae.
AUGAUUGCAUGGAGGAGGCUCAGGGCGCUGGCACAAGCCUUGCUUCUUGUCAGCUUGGUACAGGCACUGGAGAUCAACUAUUGCUCGCCGGACAACACGGGUUCCAGCUUUCAACCAGUUGAGGAUUCUUACCAGUCCAACGGGGCUUGUCAAGAUACAUGCAAGAGCAGUUAUGCCUUCGCUGUUAUUCAGGGUCAAAACUGCUGGUGUUCAAAUUAUGCUCCUGGCUAUAGUGUCAACACCUUGAACUGCCAGGAUUCUUGCCCUGGAUACCCUACAGAGUGGUGUGGUUCAUCAUCCAGUGGCCUUUACGCAUACUUCCAGCUCACCCUAUCCCCGUCUGGCACCUCUGCCCGUUCAUCUGCACGACCUUCAAGUACUCGUGGAAGCUCAGUGAGUGGCCCUCUCACUACUAAAUCUCCAAGCUCUUUUUCUUUCUCAGGGCCUUCGUCCCCGCCUGUUGUCUCUUCAGAAGCCGGACCCCGGCCUGCCACUUCGUCAGUGUUGACGGUCAUCACUACGCAGACUACUGCGCCGGCUGGGUCGGAACAGCCCACUGUGACUGUCACCGAGAAAGCGCCCUCGCCGAGUCCUUCAUCCAGUGAGCGUGUCGUCUCAACUGAGGUCGUUUCAACCACAGUGGUGAAUACAUCCAUAUCUACUCCCACCGCUACACCUAUACCAACUACUCUGGUCACAUCCUCCAGUACCUUCAGUCCUUCACCAACUCCUUUGCCGACCGAAGCUCCUAGCCUCGUUCCAUCUGUCAUCACGGUCACACAGAAUGGAACAACAAUCACCAGCACAGCUAGUGUGGCUCCCAGCACCGACCCAGCUCUUGGACAAUCUUCGCCUCCACCUAGUGGCGGGAACCCUGGCAGAAUGGCUGGUAUCGCAAUAGGCGCUGCCGUGAGUCUGGCGGCCAUACUCGGACUAGCUUUCUGGCUGUAUCUACGUAGAAGGGGACAGAAUCUGUCACCACCCAGGACACCAGAGAGCGAUCGAGCGGAUGGGGUUAAAGGCCUUCCUACGCGUCAUGCUAGCCAGAUGUCGCAGGCUGGUUUAAUUGACAAGAAUCCCAGAAUUAUUACCACCGGCUUACCCAUAGGCUCCAAUUCCAACAGCGCUGGCACCUCACUUUCUCCGAGCCACCGCUACAGUGCUGGUACCGACUUGAGAUUGAAUCCGAAUGCUAUCUACACAUGCGAAGAGAGUCAGCACAGUAGCGUGUCCCUUCAGGACAAUCGUGAUUAUUCGAGGCAAUUGCAAGUCCGCAAUCCCGAUUCUUGA